Molecule: messenger RNA, 378 nt
Organism: Fusarium musae
Lineage: Eukaryota; Fungi; Ascomycota; Sordariomycetes; Hypocreales; Nectriaceae
Exons: 4
Coding region: 1-378 (125 amino acids)
Cellular component (GO): mitochondrion; cytosol
Molecular function (GO): deaminase activity
Source: RefSeq, a predicted model, not a curated record
AUGUCUUCCGACCAGCAGAUCAUCUUCACCAAGGACGCCCCUGCGGCGCUUGGCCCUUACUCUCAAGCCAUCAAGACCCCCAACAUGAUCUAUUGCUCUGGCCAGAUUCCUCUUACCCCCGAGGGUGAGAUGGUUCAAGGUAUCACUGAGCAGACCCGCCAGGCCUGCAAGAAUGUCCAGGCUGUUGUGGAGGCGGCUGGCUCGUCCAUUUCCAAGGUGGUCAAGACUACAGUCUUCAUCUCUGACAUGUCCUACUUUGCUGAAAUCAACACCGAGUACGAGAAGUGGUUUUCGCAUAAGCCUGCACGCAGCUGUGUGGCUGUCAAGACUCUUCCCAAGAACGUCGAUGUGGAGAUUGAGGUCACUGCUCUUCCAUAG